Molecule: messenger RNA, 5329 nt
Organism: Cyprinodon tularosa
Lineage: Eukaryota; Metazoa; Chordata; Actinopteri; Cyprinodontiformes; Cyprinodontidae
Exons: 17
Coding region: 50-5329 (1759 amino acids)
Biological process (GO): G protein-coupled receptor signaling pathway
Cellular component (GO): membrane
Molecular function (GO): G protein-coupled receptor activity
Source: RefSeq, a predicted model, not a curated record
UUGGAUAGCAUUUAAUGGCUUGAGGUUAGCAGUCAGUUUUUAUGAACUGAUGUCAGUGGUUAGUCUGGGUGUUUCUGUAAAUGCCCUGAAACAUAGUCCCGAUCCCACACAUCCUCUGGAUCCAGCUGGAAUUAAUGCUGAGGCUUCUUCAGUACAGUGUAUAUUGCAGGGUAAACCUCUUGUGCCUGCAUUCUCAAAGGAUGGGGACUUUGUAAUUGGAGGUGUUUUCUCCAUCCACUUUAAACUUCAUUCAGUGAUUUAUAACUACACCACCAAGCCCAAGUCUCCAAGAUGCACAGGGAGUGUAAACCCUCGAGUACUGCGUUUCCUACGCACCAUGAUCUUUGCCAUUGAGGAGAUAAAUAACAGCACAGAGCUGCUGCCCGGCAUUAAACUUGGAUACCAGAUCUAUGACUCAUGCCUAGCAAUACCUGUGUCAGUUCAGGUAGCAUUUCAGCUCUUAAAUGGCCAGGAACCUGUAUUCAACACAGGUGAAAAUUGCUCUCAAUCUGGAGUUAUGUCUGUGGUCGGAGACUCUGGGUCCACCCCAUCCAUCAGCAUUUCUCGCAUUUUCGGUUCUUUCAAUAUUCCGCUGGUGAGUCCAUUUGCCACAUGUGCCUGUCUGUCAGACAAGCAGCAGCACCCAACGUUUUUUAGAACAAUUCCCAGUGACCAGUUCCAAGCUGAUGGGCUGGCCAAACUGGUGAAACACUUUGGCUGGAAUUGGAUAGGUGCAGUGCGCUCCGACUCUGAUUAUGGAAAUUAUGGCAUGGCAUCUUUUCUUGACGCAGCACUCAGAGAGGGGAUAUGUGUGGAGUAUUCUGAAGCCUUCCAUCGGACAGACCCACACAUCAAGAUCAAAAGAGUUGCUGAUGUGAUCCGAAGAGCCACUGCUGUUGUUGUGGUGGCGUUUGCAUCAUCAGGAGAUAUGAAGUUCCUCAUGGAGGAGCUGGCCCUAGACCCUCCUCCGCCUCGUCAGUGGAUUGGAAGUGAGGGAUGGAUUGGAGACCCAUACUUGCUCACCUUCAGUUUCUGUGCAGGGGCCAUUGGAGUUGCCAUACAACAAUCAGUGACCCCAGGGCUAAAAGACUUUCUUUUCGAUCUCUCUCCCUCUGAGGUUGCUGCCUCCUCAGUGCUGACUGAGUUCUGGGAGGAUGCUUUCAACUGCACUUUGACAAAAAAUUUUGAUUUGAGCAAAAUGUUGUGUGAUGGAACAGAAGAUAUUAAAACGCUCAGAAGUCCAUACACUGAAACAUCACAGUUGAGGAUUAAUAACAUGGUAUACAAGGCUGUGUAUGCAAUAGCACAUGCCACUCACAAUGCAGUGUGUGAGGGAAAAAAUGGCUAUACUCAGUGUGACAAACAUACUAUAUUAAAGCCCAAAGAGAUUUUCAGUGAAUUAAAGAAAGUAAACUUUUCAAGGAAUGGUUACCAUGUGUCAUUUGAUGUUAAUGGAGAUCCCACAGCUUUCUAUGAGCUUGUGAAUUGGCAGAAAAGUGAAACUGGUGUUAUUGAACCAGUAACGGUUGGCUACUAUGAUGCAUCACUACCUGUGGGCCAGCAGUUCAAUAUCAAUGGCAAAUUGACCUGGAUGGAAGGUGGCACAAAAGUACCAGUGUCAGUGUGCUCUCAAAGUUGUCCUCCAGGAACUCGUAAAGUGUUACAGAAAGGAAAACCCAUCUGCUGCUAUGAUUGUAUACCUUGUCCUGAAGGAGCGAUCAGUAACAUCACAGAUUCUCCUGACUGCUUCUCAUGUCCUGAAGAGUCCUGGCCCGAUUCAAAAAGGAAGUCCUGCAUCCCAAAACCUGUUGAAUUUCUUUCCUUUGGAGAAGUCCUGGGAAUUAUUUUGGCUACUGUAUCUGUUAGUGGUGCAUUUUUGACAGUUACUGCAGUCGCUGUUUUCAUUCAUCACAGAACGACUCCAAUUGUGAGAGCUAACAACUCUGAGCUGAGCUUCCUGCUGCUCUUCUCUCUGACUCUGUGUUUUUUAUGUUCAUUAACAUUCAUUGGAGCACCUUCUGAGUGGUCCUGCAUGCUGCGGCACACAGCAUUUGGCAUCACUUUUGUUCUCUGUAUCUCCUGUGUCCUUGGGAAAACUGUUGUGGUUCUAAUGGCCUUUAAGGCUACACUUCCAGGUAACAAUGUCAUGAAAUGGUUUGGUCCUCUUCAGCAGAGAGUGACUGUAGUGUGUCUUACUUUGAUUCAAGUUAUAAUUUGCACCUUGUGGUUAGUACUGAGUCCUCCAUUCCCAAUUAAGAAUCUAAACACCUGUAAGGACAAGAUCAUCCUAGAAUGUGCAUUAGGCUCUGCUGUUGGUUUCUGGGUUGUACUUGGCUAUAUUGGCCUUCUUGCUGUUUUUUGCUUUAUAUUGGCUGUUCUUGCUCGGAAACUACCUGAUAAUUUCAAUGAAGCAAAGCUGAUCACAUUCAGCAUGUUGAUAUUCUGUGCAGUCUGGAUCACCUUCAUCCCAGCAUAUGUCAGCUCUCCUGGAAAAUAUACAGUUGCAGUGGAGAUAUUUGCCAUUUUGGCCUCUAGCUUUGGUCUGAUGCUGUGUAUAUUUGCUCCAAAGUGUUUCAUCAUUGUGUUUCAGCCAGAAAAGAACACCAAGAAAUAUUUAAUGAAUAAGUGUUACAUCGAGCCGCGUUCCACCGUCAGAUUCGGUUUCCCCUGCAUCUCCGCACUUUGCAAGCGGCAGAAAACAAUGGAGAUUGGCCUGAGAUCAGCAGUGAGUUUGUUCAGUCUGGUUACAGUAGUUGCGUUACACGGGUCUCUAGAUGAUGAAAAAAGAAUAAUUCAAUCUACUAAUGCUUUUGCUGGUACUGAUGCCAGCGUUGAGACUUCACUGGCAAAAUGUACCCUGCAGGGUAAUGCACGACCUCCUGCAUUUUCCAUGGAUGGAGAAUUCUUAAUUGGAGGUGCUUUCUUCAUUCACUACCAAAUGGAGACAGUAGUAAACAACUACACAACAAAGCCUAAGCUUCCAAAAUGCACAGGAAGCUUCAAUGCCCGGGAUCUACGCUUCUCUCGAACAAUGAUUUUUGCAAUUGAGGAGAUAAACAACAGCACAGAGCUGCUGCCUGGCAUGAGACUUGGUUAUCAGAUUUAUGACACAUGCUCUGCUGUGCCUGUGGCUGUGCAUGUUGCAUUUCAGCUAACAAAUGGUGAAGACCCUGUAUUUUACAAGGAAAGUAACUGUUCUCAGUCUAGUGUGGUGAUAGCAGCUGUUGGAGACUCUGGGUCAAGCCCAUCUAUAAGUAUGUCACGUAUCAUUGGGUCCUUCAAUAUCCCUCUGGUAAGCCACUUUGCCACUUGUGCCUGCCUGUCUGAUAAACAUGAAUACCCAAAUUUUUUCAGAACUAUUCCUAGUGACCAUUACCAAGCUGCUGCUCUGGCAAAGCUGGUGAAACACUUUGGCUGGACUUGGAUAGGAGCUAUCUAUUCAGACUCAGAUUAUGGAAAUUAUGGCAUGGCAAUUUUUCUCGAGACAGCACGCAGGGAAGGGAUUUGUGUUGAAUACAUGGAAUCCUUCGAUUGGACCUACCCGCAGAGCAAGAUCCAAAGAGUUGCUGAUGUAAUCCGGAGGUCAACAGCAACGGUUGUUGUGGCAUUUGCAGCUCCUGGAGAUAUGAAGAUCCUCUUGGAAGAGCUUGCACGGCAGCUGGUUCCAUCACGUCAGUGGAUAGGAAGUGAGGCCUGGAUAACUGACCCAAAUUUGAUGAGCUUCAGUUUCUGCACGGGUGCCAUUGGGGUUGCCAUCCAGCGAUCUGUGAUCCCAGGUCUGAGAGAAUUUCUUCUGGAUCUCUCUCCCUCUGAAGUGGCUGCCUCUUCGGUGCUUACUGAGUUCUGGGAGGAUGCAUUUAACUGCAGUUUAACAAAGACUUCAAACUUAAACAAGCAGCAGUGUGAUGGAACAGAAGACAUAAAAACCCUUAAAAGCCCAUACACCGAAACAUCUCAGCUUAGAAUUUCUAACAUGGUUUAUAAGGCUGUGUAUGCAAUAGCACAUGCUAUACAUAACGUAUUGUGUCAGAAAAAAAAUACAACUGUACAGUGUAACAAAUACAUCAGACUGGAUCCAACACAGGUUUUAACUGAACUUAAGAAAGUAAGCUUUUCCCAAAAUGGCUACCAUAUUUCAUUCGAUGGUAAUGGAGACCCUAUAGCUUUUUAUGAGCUGGUGAACUGGCAGAACAGUGAAAGUGGACUUAUUGAGCCGGUAACAGUGGGAUACUACGAUGCAUCACUGCCAAUGGGCAAACAGUUUCAUAUCAGCAGAAAACUAACCUGGCUUGAAGAUGCCAAACAAGUACCGGUGUCAGUGUGCUCCAAGAGUUGUCCUCUAGGAACCCGUAAGGUGUUGCAAAAAGGAAAACCCGUGUGCUGUUAUGAUUGUAUACCAUGUCCUGAAGGGGAGAUUAGUAAUGUGACAGAUGCACCUGACUGCUUCCUUUGUCCGAGAGAGUUCUGGCCCAAUCGAGGCAGAGAUGCAUGCUUUCCCAAACCUGUGGAGUUUUUUUCUUUUGACGAAGUCCUGGCAAUCAUCCUCGCUAUAUUUUCUGUUUGUGGUGCCUGCAUAGCCAUCAUAACAGCAGUGAUUUUCUUUCAUCAAAGGGCAACUCCCAUUGUCAGAGCUAACAACUCUGAGUUGAGCUUCCUGCUUCUCUUUUCCCUGACUCUUUGUUUCUUAUGUUCAUUAACUUUCAUUGGAGCACCCUCUAAGUGGUCCUGCAUGCUGCGGCACACAGCAUUUGGUAUCACCUUUGUUCUCUGUAUAUCCUGUGUUCUUGGAAAAACUAUAGUUGUUUUAAUGGCUUUUAAAGCAACACUUCCAGGAAGUAAUGCUAUGAAAUGGUUUGGUCCCCCACAGCAAAGAAUAACUGUAGUGUCUGUCACCUUCGUUCAAGUUAUAAUAUGCACUUUAUGGCUGAUUUUGAGUCCCCCUUUUCCAGUGAAAAAUCUAACCACCUACAAGGAAAAGAUCAUCUUGGAAUGUGCAUUGGGCUCUAAUGUAGGUUUCUGGGCUGUGCUUGGCUACAUUGGCCUGCUGGCGAUUUUUUGCUUUGUUUUAGCUAUUUUUGCUCGGAAACUUCCAGACAAUUUUAAUGAAGCCAAGCUAAUUACCUUCAGCAUGUUGAUAUUCUGUGCAGUCUGGAUAACUUUUAUUCCAGCAUAUAUCAGCUCUCCUGGAAAAUUUACCGUGGCUGUUGAAAUAUUUGCGAUUCUAGCUUCCAGUUUUGGACUGAUAGUCUGUAUAUUUGCUCCGAAGUGUUUCAUUAUUUUGUUUCAACCAGAGAAGAACACAAAGAAAUAUUUAAUGAACAAAAAAUAA